UCAGUAGAUUUUCUGUUCUAUUGUUCUUUACAUUUGUGUUUAAGGAGCUUAAAGUCAUGUACUUGCUUUAGCCCUUUUUCUUUCAUGUAUUGUUUGAAGAGCUUACACGGUAGCUAUCUUCUUGGUUACUGUGUACCAUGCUAUGAUGUUUGCUGCUUUCUAGAAUGUAAAGGCAUUUAUUACUCUGCUUGCCUUUUCCCUUUUUCGCAACAAAAGUCUGCUGUCUAGAUUAGUUACUUCUAGGUGUGGAUUUUAUCUUUAAUGAGUCCAUAGUGUUGGCUUAACCUCAUGUUUCAGCUGUUUGGUUGCUGAGAAAUGCAGGGAAAGGGAAGAUGAACGAAGUUUCAGUGUUAUUUUAUUUUUGGGUUUUGAAUGAAAUAAGGAAUUUAUAUGCCUAGUAAUUCAGUAUCCACAUACACGUUGAUACGGUUUACUUUUGGUGGAAUACAAGUUCUACUCCAAAAUGGUUCUAGGUGUAAACGCAAAGAACAGGAAAGGUGCCUCAGUUCAUGUGGAUUAUCUAAUCCGCAUCCUGGAGAUUAAGCCUUGGCCCCCAUCUCAGUCUCUGAGAUCCCUUCGUUCGGUCCUGAUUCAGUGGGAAAAUGGUGGUCGCAACUCUGGCUCUACUGACACUGUUGUUCCCUUGCUUGGCUCAAUCGUUGGUGAGGGGAAAAUUGAAUUCAACGAGUCUUUUAGAUUACCUGUGACUUUGAUAAGGGAAAUGUCUAGCAGAGGAAAGGAUGCUGAUUCAUUCCAGAAGAAUUGCUUAGAAUUCAACUUGUGUGAACCUCGAAGGGAUAAGAUCCAGUUGCUGGCAACUGCUGUAAUAGACUUGGCAGAUUAUGGUGUUGUCAAGGACACCCUAAGUGUAAAUGCUCCAAUGAGCAGUAAUAGGAGCUUUAGGAACACAUCUCAGCCGGUUUUGUAUAUCAAAAUCCAGCCAUUUGAUAAGGAUCACACCAGCUCCUCAUCAAAGGACAGCCUAUUGAAAGGAGUUUCACCGGACAAGAAUGGUGGUAAAUCAGUUUCAGCAUUUAUGAAUGGAGAAUAUGCUGAGGAAGCUGAGGUUGCCUCCUUCACUGAUGAUGACGUCUCCUCACAUUCAUCUCUAACCAAUGGGGGUUUGCGUCCUCAAAAUGAAGAGAAUGGACUGGACAGACAAACAAGUGGUGGAGUUGUUAACUAGGAGAAGGAUAUUGCUCCAAAAUUGGGCAUUGAAAAACAUAUUGCACCGCAAGAAAAUCCAAAGGAGAGUUCAUCUUGCUCGUCUUCUGUAGAUUUAUCUUCUG
Molecule: messenger RNA, 1289 nt
Organism: Hevea brasiliensis (rubber tree)
Lineage: Eukaryota; Viridiplantae; Streptophyta; Magnoliopsida; Malpighiales; Euphorbiaceae
Exons: 3
Coding region: 464-1186 (240 amino acids)
Source: RefSeq, a predicted model, not a curated record